Messenger RNA from Xyrichtys novacula (pearly razorfish), 13850 nucleotides. The record is from the annotation of a GenBank genome assembly. Lineage: Eukaryota; Metazoa; Chordata; Actinopteri; Labriformes; Labridae.
UGAUAUUCCUCUGGAGGUUAUUUACUGUCUUUGUGUUUUAUCACACUUCUAAGAAUGCUGCCACAUGGGAGUGAUAUAUAUCGGCAAAUUAUUUUCAGAAACACAAGAAACUACACUUUUAAAAUACACACAGUACAUGGGCUUAUCUCAGAACUAGUUCCAUAGGAAACACAGUAAAGUCAGUGGCCGUUAGCUAGUUUAAACAAUAGGAACAGGCGUAACUGCCAGAGUUAGUUACAAUAGCAGUGUCAUGGGACUCUAUCACAAUUUCCAUCUAUUGCAGCAUGACCUGACCAGCAUGUUGGGAUAUGGGCUUUUAGGAGAGUUUGAAUCAGUCAUUGAUCGAUUUUGUGCCCCCUGUCAGAGGCACAACCAGGGAUAUUGGGAACAUUGGGUCCUACCAUACACUAACUGAAAAUAGUUGAAUACUCCUGUCAGUCACGGGCCCUUGAAUUUGUCCUACUUUCUCUUCCCUCGAGGCUCCCCUGACACCAGCUCUGCUUUAAAGCAAUUUUUUCAUGAAUAACUUUGACGUUGAUGCUGAUUUGUCUCAUAUACUGUUUUCUUAAAAUGGACAGAAGGAAAUUAAAAGAGUGUUUUUGCCUACUAUUCUGGUGGAGGUACUCAUGGUCGGUCUCUGCAUAUGGCUGUGUUUACUUUGUAUUGGUGAUUUUGAGCCUAAGUCUUGAGGAAAAUUAGCCCAUAAGGAUGUUACAUGUAUCUUAAAAGACUGGCACUCUGAUGCCUGAUGAAUUGGCAUGUCUAAACUAUCCCUGUCUUGCAUGAAACAGACAUUUAUAAAACUCUUUACACAGUGUCCUUAGAUGAAAUACAAUGAUGACCUCUAUCCUCUCAAACUUGACUUGUCGAAGUGUUUUUCUCGUAAGUGUCUGGUUGUAUACACAUGUUUAAUCUCGAAAUAAAUCAUUUGUCAUUCAACAAACUGGCUUUAUGUUGCUUUCAUUUAUUUACUUUACUUUUAGGAUACGAUGAGGCCUCUCAUAAGUGGCCCAGUAUAAGGGUAUCCAAGCAGAGGAAAAGCAUAGAACAAAGUCCUCAUGUCCCAAAAAGACAACAUUUAGUAUCUGAUUCUUGAUUAAAGUAACAUGGGGACUGUACACCACAUACAUGCAGUAUAACAUAGAUUAGUAAUCUGUCUGCUAAACAGUCAUUGUGAAACUGUCAGACCCCACAAACCUCAUUUAAUGACGGUGUCAUGAUGACUUCCUUGUAACAACAUCCUCCAAGUGAGCGUGUACCUUGACUGAACUCUGACUCAGCCUAAACUGUUUAUGACUCUCUUUAUGAGUAAGUUCUGACUGAGAAACGCCUUUACAUUACCAUCACAAAAUUUACUUGCAGCCAACAGUACACGUACUUCUAGAUGAAACUUAAACACAACAAAACUCAAAAGAUUUUUUCAAACAAGUUUAUCUAAAGCUGUUGAAACUAGGAACAAUAACCCGGUAUUUGAUAUAGCAUUUAAAAUCAUCUUUUGUGAAUGUGACUUCUUGGUAAUAUUAUCAAAGCUCCAACUUGUAUAAUUUAUCUAUGAUCUAUAAGCAGUAAACAAAUCACAGUAGGGGAGAGUGGGUAAAGAUGAGCCAUUUUUCAUAUUUCGGAUCACUCCAUAAAGUCAAUCAUAGUUUUGUCUCUAACUAGUGUAUCUGCAGAUAUUUCAAGAUGUUGUUCAUCCCUGCAAACCAACAGAAUGAGUGUAAACAGAACUGUCUUGAUAAUAUAGCAUGUUGAAAAAAGUGGUCAACUUACCCCCAUAAACUUACCCCACCGCCGAUAUGUCAAAGCUCCGCUACCCUUAUGUGCCUCCUGCUGUGCAAUGUGCACUGAGCAUCCUGAAUGUGUUACAUUUUGAGAUUAAAAACCAUAUGUGGCACCCUGAACAUCAUUCAUCAGUCAUUCAUUGGUAUUAUUUGUACGUUUGCAUUGGUAUUAUUUAUGAUAUUACCUAGGCCACCCCCUUAAAUGUGUAAAGACAUGUCAGGUGCAUUAAAUUUAUACUGUAGUAGGUGUGUGAAUGAUCAACAAUCAAUAUAGAGGGCCCCAAAAUCAAAUUUUGCUUAGGGCCCCAUUGAGGCUUGGGCCGGCUCUGUCGCUACAGAUCCCAAAUACAUUUUUUAAUAAUAGAUAAGAACACUGGUGCUUUGAUUUAAACAAUCUUACUCCAGUCAUUUGUUUAACACAUCAGUAAAUUUUCUAAUGACCACUUAAUCAGUGCUUUUUAUCCCAAACGUCCAUUAUUUUUAGCCCCUGACAAAUUUUAAGGCCCUGACCCCAAAGAAAAGCGUCGCCUUACAUUUUGAUUGACAGAAUAUUAGCCAAUAAAGAUAAUCCAUAAAUCCACACUUACCAGGAAUCCCGUCUGUCAUUGGUUAUCAGGAGCUGUCACUCACUAGCAUCAUGAUCCAUUUUCAACCAAUGGGAGGGCAGCUUUUGGCAUGGGACGCGCAACAGGCUGUGUCCCUGCUGAGUGAAGCACAACGAGCCGGAGGAAAAAACUUCCAUUUCUCGGCUCAGAAAAACAAAGAGUGCAACUUUUAUGGUUUGAGUUUUUCACUUUUUUGUUGAACUUUGGGUGGGUAUAAGAGGACGGCUGCACAUUUGUUGUUUUUUAUUCAAUAAACGGAUUUGUUCGAGGCCUUCGCAUGGAUGAGGUACGGCCUAACAGCGGUGCUCAGGCCCACGGGCUGGUGCCGCUGUUUCCCCCCGGACUGCAGGCUAUCUACGGGGAAUGCCGGCGACUCUAUCCCGAUCAGGCCAACCCGCUUCAAGUAACAGCCAUUGUGAAAUAUUGGUGCGUGUCCCGCUUUGUUUUUGUUGGUUUGGCACAUCUGCAUGCAUGAAGUUUGUGUUAAAGAACUAUAUAAAGUGAUGGUUUAGUCAACAGCAAGAUUAGCUGCUAGGCUAACAUCUCAGCUAACUUCAUACAGGGAUUUAUCUGGAACUUACUGAUAGAUUGGAAAGUAGUAAACCCCUUUAAAAGUCAUAAUAGACACAUUAAUUGUUAUUCACUGUGGUCUACAUCAAAAUAAACAGUUUUAACCUUUAUUCUGCACCGCUUUAUACAAGUUCUGACCACCUCCCAGCUGAGCUCUGGGUGUACUGAAGGCAAACACACAUCACUGACAAUAAUAGUGAUUUUUUUGACAUGCCCAUACUUGAAUUUCAUGUAUCCCGCAGGUUAGGGGGACCAGACCCGUUAGACUACAUCAGCAUGUAUAGGAGUACGGGUUGUCCAGCUCAGGACAUCCAGGAGCAUUGGCACUAUGUCAGCUUUGGACUCAGUGACCUGUAUGGGGAUAAUAGAGUUCAUGAGUAAGUACAAAGUGGUAACAACUUCACUAAAACUUUCAGAAUUCUGGUUUUGGUUUAUACAUUUACUUCAUUGACAGUUAAAAAAACCUGAGAAUUUCUGGACCAUAAGACCACUACAGCGGGGUGACGCAGCUCAAGGAAGAAUAUUUAUGAUCAUGUCUUUAUGGAAAUGCAAUCAGACCGAGAUGUUAAGGCAGAAGAACUACCACGUCUGUUGUGCAAAAUAAUUAAUAUGGUGAUUAUAACUUCAAGGAAAUGAUAAAAUAAUGACCAUAAAUGUUCUUCCUUGAGCUGCGUCACCCCGCUGUAGUCUGUAAUAGACUGGUUGAGGUCUCACUACAAACAAGCGGCUGCUGGAAGAGAGUAGGAGUUGUGUUUAGUCUCUUUGCUAAAGAAAUUAGGCAAAGUUAAAAAGAUGUUUGGUGGCUAAUACUAUGACAAGGACCCUAUAUGUCCUGUUGAUGAAGUUAGGUGCUGUUUUGAGCGUUAUUUGUGGCUAUAGAGUGGCGUUUUGGUUGGGGUUUGUUUAUGGCUCCUCAGACCGCUGUGUAUUGCUGUCACACAGUCAUUACUAAAGUUGGUAUAACUAGAGACGCAAGCAGUCAGCAACAUUCAUCUCACAACAGGGUGUCUAACUUGGUGUUACGGUGUGUUUGACCCUAACUUAAUUUUACGCGGGAAUAUUCCUUUAAUUUUCAGUUUAUUGUGCAGCCCUUUCUCACAGUACAUGAAAACAAACCCUUGAUUUGACUGAUUUAUUAAAGAAAGAAAAAACAAUUACAUUUCCAUCACCUAGUUUCUUACUGUACGUCUCCCCGUGUGUGUGUGUGUGUGUGUGUGUGUGUGUGUGUGUGUGUGUGUGUCAGAUUCACAGGUGCUGAUGGACCCAGUGGCUUCGGCUUUGAGCUCACCUUUAGACUUAAAAGAGAGAUCGGUGAAACGGCACCGCCAACCUGGCCGGCUGAACUCAUGCAAGGCUUGGCUCGCUAUGUGUUCCAGUCAGGUAAGAGGAAAAGACGUCACUGGAAGAAAGUGGUAUUUUUAUGUUUUUACCUUUGAAUAGAGAACUUAACACAAUAAAAAAAAACCUCACUGUCAGUCAAUCUCCUACUCUGCUGUAAAAAUAGAAAUAGAUGCAAACGCACAUACUUUUUCAUAUUUACAUUCCAACUGUUACUUGAUGUAUAUGUGCCAAUAGUCAUUUUCUUUUCCAAUCAGUCACAUUGUGCAUGUAGUUUAGUUAAUAAUAUAUUGGCAAGAGCUUUGAUUGAACUCCUCUCUCUUGGCUGCAGUUCCUGUGCUACCUUGUGAGAUCUUGUAAAAACGUGAACACUGUGCCCUUUGUGAAGGUAGCUUUAUAUUUCACUCAUCUGGUUAAACAUGCCGCGUAGAGGAGUCGCUUCAGGCAGCAGUUUUCUGUUAAGCAUACAUUAUUUGUGUUUGUUGGAGCCCCGGGUAUUGACAGGAAGUCUGAUUUCCCGUUUUUUACCCUUUGCAGUUGUGAAAACAAUCUAUUCAAACGGUAAACAGGACCGUUGUUGUCGUGUCUUAGUGUUUGCUCUGUGUGUGUCGGGUGUAUUCUUUGGUGCUAGGUUAUUUAAAUCAUUCAGCCGUGUGUACAAAGUGCAUAAGAAAGUGUGGUUGAGAAAGGAGGGGGGCAUUUAAAAGCCACGAGGAAAGAGAAGAAGGCUUUCCUUUCCUCCCCUCCUCACCAUCCAGCCCUUCUCUGCUAUCCAGCUGGGGUCAAUUUGCGCGUGGGUGGGCUGGGCUCCCAAACAGAGUUGAUGCUGAUUCUUGGCUAUCCCCCCCCUUUGCUUUUCUCCUGCAGCAAAUCUGGACUCGAUACAUUACCUCCCAAGCAGUCGCAUUCCUUAGAUGGAAAUGUAGUAUUUAUGUUUUUCAUGACACAUUUUUGUCUCGCUUUUCUCAUGAACUCAGUCAGUGUUGCGGAUUGUUUCCCCUCCUUUCCUCUCGAUGCAACUUUUCUCCAGAAUUUCUCUGCUCCCAGAACAAUGGAAAGUUGGAUUGCCUCCCUCUGGUUGCUGAAAAUAUCCUCCUCUAGCUGACCCUCAUGACUGAGUGUAUUGUUGGCAUCUUUUUUUAUUGUGUCCUCUUUGUUCUCUCAUACAGAAAAUACAUUUUGCAGUGGCGACCAUGUAUCGUGGCACAGUCCGCUGGACAACAGUGAAUCCCGUAUCCAGCAUAUGUUGCUAACAGAGGACCCACAGAUGCAGCCAGUCCAGACACCGUUCGGUACCGUGAGCUUCCUCCAGGUGAGUUCAUGUGUAGAAUGUAAGGAGAUCAGGUGUUUGUAUCAAUAAAAUCACAAGAUCACAAUUAUUGCCAGUGCUAAUUAGCUGACAAAACAUGUCUAAGAGCUGAGUGACCUAUAUCAUAAUAAAAGACAAAUACAAAGUGAGGUCUUCUUGUAUUUCAUAUUAGUGCCAAAAGACUGUAUAAUAAGUCACGCUUGUAACUGUGCUGAGAUAAAACGUCCAUUUAGAUAAUGAACUUUUUAAUACCACACUGUAAAAAUACUGCAGUAAAAAUCUUUUUUCCACCUUAUAAUCAUCAAAAUGCUGUAAAAUGGCUGAAAGAUAUAAUGCCGAUAUUACUUUGUCCUUGUUGUUGUCUGAAGAACUCUGAGAAUCGUCAAUAAGGUAGGAUAUUGUGAACCAACUAACAAUUUUGUUAUUUUUUAAUAAAGCAUUAAAGCUGAGAGAUAUUGUUGAUAUUGAAGUAUUAGAGAUUCUUUACAAAGUUAAAAACAAUAUAAUUUCAAAAAAUAUUCAGAACUUCGUUAAACUAAGAGUUAGGGUAAGAACAAAUGUUAAAUCCAGAUGUGUUUCUUCUAUCGGUGUAAAGUUAUGGAAUGGACUUGAUGAAGAAUAUAAAUUAUGUACAUCCUUGUCAACAUUUAAAACAUGUCUCAAACAGAAAAGGAUCAGUAAUGAUCAAAACCAUAACUUUUGUCUAUAUUAGGUUUGAUUGCAUACGAAACUGUAAAACAUUACUUGUUGGUGUGAAAAGGAUAGGCAACAUAUAAACAUUGCUUGAGCCUAUUCCUUUUUUGGUUUUACUUCAAAUCAAAAAAUAAAACCAUAUCUAUCUAAAAUAUAGUACCAACACAUGACGAACAACAUUGAUGACUUUAAAUAAAUGUUUUCUUGGAUAAUUGUAAACAAAAUAAAAACUCAGCUCUGUGAAAUACUGCCACAAGGUACUUUUGUAUUUCUAUCCAGCUUAUUACCACAUUAUUAUUAAACUUCAAACAUCAUAACGUGAUUUAUUUAAAAUGCUAGUGAGUUACCUUCUUGAUGGUGUUACCAGCCCUCUGAGGGACGAAGCUGAUAUGAUGCUGAUUAUGCCAACAUGCCAUUUGUCUGCAAUUUGUCAUCAAUCGAUCAAUCUCUAAUGAUGAUAAUAGUGUUAUUAUCAAUAGGUAAAGACUUGUCCCUAAAAUUAAUAUAUAAUCAUGACAAAUAAAAACAAUUUUAAUGUUGAUUGAAAUCAUUGUUUUGGCUGUAAUCAUGCAGCCUCGGUUCACUUGGAGUCAGUAAUUUAUCAACAGGCACUUUUGGAGACUUUUUUUAUCUUUAUUUAAACCCACUUCAGAGACAGAAGAAUUUCAACUGAGGAUUUCAACAGAAAAAGAAGUUUAGCUUGAGGAGAGAUGAUGAUGAUGAGCCCUGCAGUUUCAUAUCACUGAUGAUAGUGAGCGUAUAAAAACAUUAUGCACUCUUCUUUGAACUGAUUUUGCUCAUUAAAUAAACGAGUAGAUCUGGCACUUCUGGUCCUUGUCUUCAGUAACAAAAAGAGCAACAGCUAUAAGAGAUGCACAGCUGUGAGACCAAACCUGCUCAUGUGCUGCACUGUCUCCUUCAGAUUGUAGGUGUGUGUACUGAAGAGCUACAGGCAGCUCAACAGUGGAACGGCCAGGGCAUCCUGGAGCUGAUGCGUGGAGUCAAAGUGUAAGUACACACUUGGCUUCAGUACUGUUCUUAUUAAAAUGUCUCAUUAUAUAGUGAGGUCAAAGUUCAGCAGCUCCUCAUUGCAAAUGUAAAACGCACUGUUAAUGAAUUUAGUGGCUUUUAGUUGCUGUAACUCUUGUGCAGAAAGUUUGCAGAUGAGCUUUUUUUUUCCAAAUUGAGACCAGGUCUGUUUCCAUUGAUACCUGAUCAAAUAAAGAUGACUUCAUGGUUUGCGGGGGUGCAGUGUUUAUUUUUCAGUCUAUGUGUUGUGUAGCAGCUGAUAAGAACCGUAGUUAAUUAUUUAUAUAUUUGAUCAGCGUGUUUAACUGAAGUUUGAUUUUGUGGGGGGGCUAAUGCUGUUGUUUUCUGUGCGCAGAGCUGGCGGCCCCUGGCUAAUCACAGACAUGAGGAGAGGGGAGACCAUUUUUGACAUUGAUCCACACCUACAAGUAAGGCUUUAUUAAGUUCUGCACAGCUGAGCACCUUCCUUUGUUUACAGUCCUUGACAUUAACAGCUGUGAGCUUUUGUGCCUUUUGUGUUCUGUGGCUGCAGACAUAUUCAGCAUUAUUGAACAAAUGAUUUAUACGUUCGUCCAAUAUCAUUUUUAAAAGGGGUUUGGUGAGCUGUUUUGACUGUAAAGGUAGUCAGUAGCAGUGUUGGGCUGAACUAGCAAGAGUUAAGCAGGGAUGAGCUGAGUCAACCUGAUUUUCCACAUAUUAAACAUAUAAAAAGAUUAAAGGAGGUGAUUAUAUUAACUUAGCACCCCCUGUUGGCUCAUAAAUCCUCUUUCCUCCAUCAGAAAAUGUAAAACACAUGUGGGUUUUAUGUGAACUAGUGUUAAUGAUUGCGUAUAUUUCUUGCUCAUCCAAGCAGGAGAGAGUGGACCAGGGGAUCGAGACAGAGGGCUCCAACCUGAGUGGGGUCAGCGCCAAGUGCGUGUGGGAUGAUCUCAGCAGACCGCCAGAGGACGAAGAGGACAGCCGAUCCAUCUGCAUAGGAUCACAGCCGCGGAGGCUCUCAGACAAAGGUACACCGAGUCCAGAGUGGAUCUUUAAAUAAAGUCUGAGCAGAUCCAAGAAUGCUUAACCAAUCUGUACGGAGGAGUUCUGGUUUCAUGCUGUCAGCGGUGCAUGAUGGGAUAAUUCCAAGCUGAUCUUUGUCUGUGUGUUGACAGACACAGAGCAGAUCAGGGAGACUCUGAGAAAAGGACUGGAGUUUAACAGCAAGGCAGCACUACCACCCAUCAACAGCCAGAGACAGAGCCAUGAGAGACCUCAGUGAGUGUUCCUCCCACACGCCAGCACACACACUUUUAACACAGGCCCAGCGCAGCACAAGGUUUUCACGAGGAUAACUCCCUCCAACAUGUGCGGUGACUCACUGUGAAACCGACAUCUGAACCGUUAUCACUAUUGUGUCAUAGCUACCAGCAUGAAACAGAGGUGCGUCAGUGGGUCGUAGUCGUUUCUGUAGAAGUUGCCGCGGCCUCCGCUGGGUCGUGUAACAGUAGCGAUGAGGAAUCUGGGUACUUUUGGGGGCUGAGUGUUUCCUUUACAUGACUGUCUUUGUCAUAUAUGCACAGCUAUUGUCUUACUAGUAACAUGUGGAUGUCACAAGCAAGGUUAUAAUAGUUUUGGAUUUUUCAUUAUAGUUUAGUUUUAGUUAGUUUUGACAUUUUUUUUCUCAUUAUAGUUUAUUAUCAAUAGGUUUUGACAUUUUUUUUCCAUUACAGUUUAGUUUUAAUUAGUUUUAGAGCGGGCAUUCUAGUUUUAAUUUAGUUUUGAUUUUUGCGACAAGGCUUAGUUAUAGUUUAGUUUAGUUUAGACUGAACUCUCAGCUUCCUGGUUUUCAUAGGCUGUAUAAACCUCCUUAUGGGCGCUCCUCAAAUGGGCUUUUAAGUUUGUAGGAUUUUUCCCCCUUAAGAAGCGCUCCACAUAUCUCAACAGUUUUAAUUUCCGCCAGGCACUUGUAUUCGUUUGUCUCACUGUUGUACUCAAAAAAAUCCCAAUUGGGACACUGCCGCCUCCUCCCAACUUAAGCCAUUUCUUCUGAGUUAUUCCAGCAACACAAGCUCCGUCGCAGCACAGCCAGUCAGUGCAGUAAACAAGCACGUCCCAGUAUGUCAUCAUGAUGGUGCCGUACGGCGCUGACUAACUGCUGAAAACUGUGGUAAAAUUGGUUAGGAAAAGGUGUCGGAUUAAUUUAAAUCCUAAAAGCUAAUAAAUAUUGUCGAAAAUGAUAACGAAGGACAUUUUGUCUAUAAUUUUAGUUCGUUCCAGUUAGUUUUGUGAACAUGAGACACAGUUUUAGUUUACUUAUCGUUUUUCUUUUCUUUUCUAGUUUUUACUAGUUUGAGUUAACUGCAAUGUAUUUUAAAUUUUAGUUUCGUUUUAGUUAACUAUUAUAACCUUGGUCACAAUCAGGCUUAUCGCUAAGAAGUUGAACACACAGAAGCGAUUUUUCUUGGUGUAAAAACAAUAAAUAAAUAAAAAAGACGAAUAGAAAAGUGAAUGCGGCCAGAAACAGAAUUAAGUAAGGUAAAAAAAAAAAAUUUAAGUUUGUUACCUCUCUUACUUUUGUUGAUUUUACGUGAUGCCAUCUUUUCUCUUUUUUCUUUUAUCUCUUUUACCUCUAUCUCAUUUCGACUUACUGUCCUUUUAGCUUUUGUUUUACUUAUAAUGUUUUCUUUUUAACCUUUUAGGCCUUUUAUUGAUUUUAUUGUUUUUUUCCUGCUCAUUUUUUAUUCCAUUUUAUCACUACUAUUACCAUCAUUAUUAUUUUAUUAUCAUCAAUAAUAUUGUCUAUUUAUAUUUACCAUCCUGUUUCCUGCUUUCUACCGCCCUUUUUAUUACAUUUCUUUUUCUUACCUAUUUUAUGUUUUUAUUUUGGUCCUCAUGGUCUCAUUUUAUGUUGUAGAGUUCUUGUAUCGUUUGGGUUUCUUAUAACAAAUGAUAUUGGCCUUUAAUCCGGAGGCCUUGUUUUUAACUGAGCUUUUGUUUUUAUUUCCAUGUGCUGAUGUUCUGUGCUUUACGUGCUUUUGUCAAAGCACUUUGUAAACUUCUGUUUUUAAAAGUGCUAUAAAAAUAAAGUUAAUAUUAUUGUAAAUGAUACUAAAUGACUUCACAUUGGAAGUAUUUCUGUAAUUGUCCCAUACCAAUCUUUUUCCUUUUCUGUUUCUCAGGAGUCGAAAGGACAGUUUGGAAAGUGAGAGCUCAGCCGCCAUCGUCCCGCACGAGCUGGUACGAACACGACAGCUGGAGAGCGUUCAUCUCAAAUUCAACCAGGAGUCAGGCACGCUGCUGCCCCUCUGCCUGAGGUACCGCGAUAUUCCCUCUCCUGCUCCCACACAUCUGAUCCACUCCUCAGGAAUGUCCCUCCGGCAGACAGAUAAAAAAUAAUCCAAACAUUCAUGUUGGAUGGGUGUGGCAGAACGUCUUUAUAAAUCAUCAGAGCAAAAAAUGAAGAUGGCUCAAUUCUUAGAAGUUUAAAAGGUGCUUUUGGCAAGUCGCACCCAAAGUCAGGUUUUACUCCUCCUACUUUCACUUUGAUGCAACUUCAAAGUGUUGGAUAAAUAAAAAUGAGCCAGUUCUUCAUGACCCAGAGCUAUUUAAAGAGAGCAGAAUGGCUUUCAAGUCGAGAUUAAAGUUGCCUGUGACGUGAAUUAUUACCUGACUCUGAAAGAAAGGAUGUGGAUCCUGGUUUUAUAUUCCUUUCUGCGUGUAUUGUAUAGCCGCUUUUCCUGACCACUGACAAAAGUAGUCAACAUUUCUACUGCAGAGAAAUGUUAUCAUAGAUGAAUCAUUGGUGUUAAAGUUCAACUGAAGGCAUGACUCUUGCAGUACCGUCAGCCUGCUUCACGAGAAGUGCACUAAACUACAGGAAGAGGUUUGAACGGACAAAGGUUAAAACAUCGGUGUCCAAAUGAUCAUAGUUACUUUAAAUCUUUAGCUAACUUUUAGUCAGUUGAUUCUUAAUGUGUUGAACAAUUUCAUUUUCAUUUCAAGGAAGGAAGCAAACAAAAACUGAAGGCAUGGGGCCACAAAAAACCCCAAAGUUACAACAUUGUUCAUUGUUCUCACUGAUACAUCGCCACACGUCUUUUUCUAAUUCAUAUUUUAUUGUUUUUGGCGCAUUACAUUUUUUCUUUUGUUGAAAAGAUACAAAGCAAAGGUAGGGGAUGAGAGUAACACAGAUUUAUGUAAUCUCGGUCUGAGUGGAAAACAAGAACACAGGAAGUGGACGAGGGAACAUUUGUGUGAGGGUGAAGGAAGUUAAAAGAGAGAACAGCGUGUCGAGGACCUAGUUACAUGAAACCUCCACAGCGCGUGAUUUUCCUUGUGUUGCCUGUAAACUGUGAUUUCUAAUCUUAGAGAGAAGCAAAAGUUUGUGACCGUUUUCCCUUUGUGACAAAGUUUGUGACCCUUUUUACAAAACUCAAAAGUUCCCAGAUGAUGAAAAAACUUUAUAAACCAACGCCUAAGUUGCUCCUUGACUUUACAGCGAAGUCUCUACAUGCAGGUUGAAGUUAAAUUAAAUGUUUAUCUACUAAAUAUAAAGAUGUAAAAAUAAGAAACUAGGCUUUCUCCAGUCUUCUCCAUUGUAUUGACUCUCAAAAUGAUAAUACACACUUGUUCCCGUAACGCUCCGUGUGUUUUUUUUAUCUUGCGUUUCAGGGGUCGGUUGCUUCACGGGAGACACUUCACCUACAAGAGCAUCAAUGGAGACACCGCCAUUACCUUUGUGUCUACGGGAGUUGAAGGAGCGUUUGCUACUGAAGAGCAUCCAUAUGCAGCUCAUGGCCCCUGGCUUCAGGUAAACACGCAGACACACACACAUAGUUUGAGAUUCUUCUGUUAGGCUUUCAUGUUGUAUGUGCUCAGCCGACCUUCUUCUCUCCUUGUUUAGAUAUUGUUGACUGAAGAGUUUGUGGAGCAGAUGCUCGGGGAUUUACAAGAACUGAACACACGCGAGGAGGUAAAUAAAACCUGCAUUAAUUUUUCUUUUUUAACGUUUGUUCAAAUGUCUGUUUGUUUGACUUUUUUCAUCUUUACUUCCGUGUUCAGACAAAGUUACCAAAGGAGUACAGCUGGCCUGAGAAGAAGCUGAAGAUUUCUGUACUACCAGACUCUGUGUUUGAUAAUCCACUACAAUGAGGCAGAGACGCCUUCUCUGUAGAAAAGACCGACAAAGACAGCUGCAGACACGCCUCCAGAGUGGACCAUCACGGACAGGAGACCUCCCCGGACAAGCAGCGACCCUGAACUGUCAGAUAUGUUCUCCUGUGGCGGACGGCCCGAGACUGUUUCACUUCUGCAGAUGAUCUGAGAGAUGAUCUAAACACUUCUGACUGUUACUGAGUUCUCAGACUGGCUCCUCUGUUUACAACACUGCUCUGUGGUCUGAAUGCUUUCAAGGAUGCCAAAUCAGCGUGAAACCAGCCUGUCCAGAUGGUCCACCUGUAUGAGCAGCCAAAACAGGUGACACACUAGCUGAAGGGCAAAUAGGAUGUUGUCAUUCCCUCAGUAAGACCUGCCAAAGUCUGAGCCCCAAAACUACGUCACUAAUAUCCAGAAAAGAGCGUUUUAGAACAAAGUGCCCCAAAAGGUGAUUGAGCUGAUGUGUCUUAUAGCAGAUCUAUUUAUUCGAUUGGUCUUAGAAAGGACUGAAAAUUCAAGUUUUUAUCCUUUUUAUUGGUGUUUAUUUUCAGUUGGAGCUCCUGUGUUUAUUAUUGACAAAUGCUGGACAUUUUUCUUUUAUGUGUUUGUGGUCAUACCAAAGUUUUAACUGUCGGCUGUCUACCGCCAGAACUGUCUGGCAUCACAAAUGUGUCAUGGCCCUGUAACAAUGACAUGACAGGAUGAUUACUGUUCUUAACCAACCAAACGUCUGAACUCUUUUUGAAGUUAUCCUGCAGGUAUAACCUCCUCCUCUCCACUGUGCCAAGGACAUGACUCCGCUCUUGAGUAAUCAUUUCUGAAUGUGACUUUUCCCUUUUUCUCACGUACGAUCGCGAGUAUCUUUAGAGUUAUGAAAUGAAAUACAUCCAGUCAGUUGAAAACGUUCACAGACAGGACAGUUUAUCAUCCGUCUCCAGUGGCCACAUAAAUAUGAUUUUCCUUUUUUUCCAGUAGGACCUGCUCAAAAUGUGUUGGAGUAAAAUUCCUCAGUGCCUUGAGUUGAAAAGGACCACAUACUCUGUCAAUGCUGCCCACAGUUCCUCGGUGGUUAAGAGGUAUCAUUUCUAGUCAAGGCUGCUGCAUUCGCCGUCUGAUUCUGAUGUUUUCAUUCCAUUUUAACACCAAAACAGAGAACAGACUACCUUUACUAAAGUGUCUUCUUACAAAAUGUGUUCUUAAACGUUUGUGAACGUGUCUCGUUUUUGUCUUUUUUAUUCAGAGUGAAAAGUUUAGACAUUCUUUAUAUGUUUUUUUUUUUGUAAUUACUAUCUUAUUGACUGAACUGGCUGAUUGUAAUCCCAAGUGCAUUAAAGAGUGUAGGUAUUUACACAAAUAAAGCUGCAAAAUGAACCCAGGAUGACAGAGGAA